Setaria italica (foxtail millet) is the source of this 1437-nucleotide messenger RNA. Its product is annotated as putative cyclin-D7-1. Gene Ontology annotation, biological process: mitotic cell cycle phase transition; regulation of cyclin-dependent protein serine/threonine kinase activity. The transcript is spliced from 5 exons. Lineage: Eukaryota; Viridiplantae; Streptophyta; Magnoliopsida; Poales; Poaceae. Gene Ontology annotation, molecular function: cyclin-dependent protein serine/threonine kinase regulator activity. The record is from RefSeq and is a predicted model, not a curated record. The coding region runs from base 32 to 1099 and encodes 355 amino acids. Gene Ontology annotation, cellular component: nucleus; cytoplasm; cyclin-dependent protein kinase holoenzyme complex.
GAGAGCCAUACCAUAUGUAGGGCCGGUAGGGAUGGAAGACGACGAGGAGGGGAGCAUGCUGCUCCACGACGACGCUAGUGAUCUUCUCUACUGCGACGAGGACCCUCUCCUUGUCUCCACGCCUCCUCCAGCUGAUGGUAAUGGUGGCGGGCCGGUGGCGGCGGCGGCGGCGUCAGUCGUCGGAGGAGACGAGGAGGAAUUAGGUGCAGCAGAACAGGAGGAGGUUCUUGCGUUGUUGGAGCACAUGGUGGGCAGGCAGGGAUGCUACGCGCCGAGCAGAGGCUACCUGGAGCAUCUGCGGCGGCAGCAGGGUGCAGCAGGUGUGGCCGCCGCUCGCUCAAGAGGAGUGCACUACAUCAUCUAUGCAUUUGGUCGGUUGGGGCUGGCGGCGGCCACGGCGUUCAACGCAGUCAACUAUCUGGACAGAUUCCUCUCCAUCAACUGCCAUCUGAAGUGGGAGGAGGCGUGGAUGGUUGAACUGGUGAGCGUGGCCUGCUUGUCCAUCGCGUGCAAGCUGGACGAAGUCAAUAUCCCAUCGCUCCACGAUCUCCAGAUGGAGGAGGUGCUUGGGCACUGGUUCCGGGCGGCGACGGUGCGGGACAUGGAGCUCGCGCUGCUCAAGGCGCUCCAAUGGCGCCUCGCCUGCGUCACGCCCUACUCCUUCCUCCAGCUCAUUAUUACUACGGCCACCACCGCUCGCUGCGCAACUCGCCUCCUCAUCCGCUCGCUCGCAGAGCCCUCGUUGCUCCUCCGCUUCGAUCCCUCCGUCAUCGCCGCCUCCGCGCUUCGGUGCGUAAACCAGCUGGAGCAGGAUCGUCACCAACUGCUGCACGGCGACAUCAUCAGCCGCCUUGUUCGUCCACAUUGCCCAACGGACGAGAAAGACGCCGAUGAGUGCUUGAGGAUGAUGCAGGCAAUCUACGCAUCCUGCUCCUUGGAUUUCGAGCAGCAGUGUAGCCCAGUUUCAGUGACACACAAUACGGCCAUCAACAGGUCGGCGGUUAGCCGUCGUCGCUUGUUCGGCGGAGGAUCGUCAACACCACCACCCCAAGAAGGCAGCACUGCUACUACACAGGACGACGAUGGUGGUAAUAAUUGACGCACCAAAUUAAAAUCAAGUACACACACGAGAUGCAUCAUCAAGACAUGCGUACAUCUCACACACAUUACUCUUAAUUUUACUGCUCCUUUACUUAAUUUACUACCAGUAAUUAACUAGCUAAUCCCACAAACUUAUUGAUUACCUGCACAUUAACUAGCUACCUGUGUGUACUACUACUACUGUACUAUAUAGUAUUAGCUAUUGCAUUCGUUCAUUGCAAUCUCCUUGCAUUGGUUGCUUAUCACUACAAUGCAACUGCAAGCACACGCACAUGUAUUUGUGUUGUGCGUGCUGUUUAGUUUUCAGCCUUCUUUUUUUCUUAAUCUUUUGUACAA